AGAGGGGUGGGGUGCAGGGUCCCAGCCCAACAAACCCCUGAGGGGGUCCCUGGUAGAGGCUGUGUCUGCAGGAUCCCUUGGAGAGCUAGCUCCGUGCUCCUCCUGCCCAUCAGGGCGUUGGGCCGGGCAGAAGGAAAGAACGGGGCGGAGUGAGCUCUGGAAAGUGGGAAGAGGGGGGUGUGAGGGGAGACCCAGGGCGGGAUCCAGGCUUUGGAACGUUGGAGGUUUCCGGCCACAGAGGCAGGGAGGGCCUCAGGGGAGCCAAGAGAGGCGGGGAGAGACACACAUCGAGGAACUGAGACCAAGAACAGAGACAGGAGCUGGGAGGAGAGGGACCAGGGAGGAGCUGGGAGAGGUGGGGACCGGGGGCAAGUGAUCUGGACACACUCCAGUCCCCAGAGACACCCCCUCCUCAGAGACAUUUGUCCGCAGCCUUGGGUGCUGCGAGCCCGCCCUGAUGCAGGCAGCCUGGCUCCUUGGGGCCCUGGUGGUCCCCCAGCUCCUGGGCUUCAGCCACGGGGCUCGAGGAGCCGAGAGGGAGUGGGAGGGGGGCUGGGGAGGCGCCCAGGAGGAGGAGCGGGAGAGGGAGGCCCUGAUGCUGAAGCAUUUACAGGAGGCCCUGGGGCUGCCCACUUUGAGGGGGGACGACAAUCUUGAGGGAACCCCUGAAGACAAAGGGGCCUCGGAGACUGAGGAGGGCCAGCAGGAGGAGGAAGAAGAGGAGGAAGCAACGCCGACCCCCUCCUCCAGCCCCAGCCCCUCUCCCACCCCGGAGGACGCCAUCACUUACAUCCUGGGGCGCCUGGCCGGCCUAGACACAGGCCUGCACCAGCUGCACGUCCGUCUGCACGUGUUGGACACCCGCGUGGUCGAGCUGACCAAGGGGCUGCGGCAGCUGCGGGAGGCGGUGGGGCCCUGUGUCGAGACACAAACUUGA
Molecule: messenger RNA, 937 nt
Organism: Myotis brandtii (Brandt's bat)
Lineage: Eukaryota; Metazoa; Chordata; Mammalia; Chiroptera; Vespertilionidae
Gene: CLEC11A
Product: C-type lectin domain family 11, member A
Exons: 4
Coding region: 458-937 (159 amino acids)
Source: RefSeq, a predicted model, not a curated record